Messenger RNA from Echinococcus granulosus, 1290 nucleotides. RefSeq names its product Neurogenic locus notch protein. Lineage: Eukaryota; Metazoa; Platyhelminthes; Cestoda; Cyclophyllidea; Taeniidae. Gene Ontology annotation, cellular component: protein-containing complex; plasma membrane. Gene Ontology annotation, molecular function: calcium ion binding. The transcript is spliced from 6 exons. The coding region runs from base 1 to 1290 and encodes 429 amino acids. The record is from RefSeq and is a predicted model, not a curated record. Gene Ontology annotation, biological process: establishment or maintenance of epithelial cell apical/basal polarity; heterophilic cell-cell adhesion.
AUGAUUGAACUUCACCUAUUCGAGCUCGACUCCGAACUCACACCCCGAUUUUACCCGCAGAAAACUGAUAGAACCUGUCCCAACGCCUGCUGGAGGCCGCAGAUCUGCACGAACGACUCCAAUUCGGUGCACAUUUGCCGUCCACUUCGCAAUCCCUCGGCUGCUGAGGCUCUUCACCCCUCGAGGAAAAGUCGCUUCUCCGAGAUCUACUCAAUUGGCUAUGAGUGUGUCUGUCGAAGCGGUUUCAAGUUCAGUCAAAAACGCAAAAAAUGCAUCCAGCUAAAGACCGGUUGCAAUGACAAGAGGUACGGGAAAACGCCGUGUAGGAAUAAAGGGGUAUGCCAACCUCUAAAACCUCGUGAGCGAACCCUUCAGAGUCUCUCCUUCAAAUGCAUAUGUCCACCCGCAUGGCAGGGAUACGUAUGCGAGGCACCUAGAAAUCCAUGUCAAUACCAAAGCCGACUCUGCAAAGACUUUCCCUGCCAACGUGAUCCUACAAAUGAAGCCUUAGGUUAUAUAUGUGCUUGUUCAAAGGGCUACGAGCCCACCAGUCAGGUAGACCCGACCUGUGUAAACAUCAACGAGUGCCAGGACGAGGAUGCGAAUCCCUGUCUCAAUGGUGGUAUCUGUCACGACCUCAUCCCACCACCUAUGGUACAGGCAAAACAGGGUGAAGAAUUCCGAUUCCGAUGCGAAUGCAAAUUCGGUUUCACGGGGAUCCUGUGUGAGAAGCCACCGACACAACUGACAUGGUCGGAGUGGAGCGACUGGGGUGCCUGUUCAGUGUCUUGUGGCAUUGGGACUCGAACUCGUAUCCGCACUUGCCCGCGGCCUGGAGAGUGUCUCGGCAAGCCUGAACAGACGGGCAUCUGCAAUGGGCGUGUGCUCUCCUGCGAGAACGCCAAAAACACCACCACGGAAGAUGGCAAAUCGGAUAUCGUCUACAGGUCGGAGGAGGAGAAGCUCCGAGAGGCCGGUGUGUUGUGGACAGAAGCCGACGAAAAUUUCCUGGAGGAUGCAUUCACGUGGUCUGAACAGCAGUUCAAUGUGAAAAGAGGCAAGAUGAGGAAAGGUACGCAGGGCAUGUACCAGUUAUUCAGGCAGUGGGCUGAUGUCACAUGCUGGAUACCCCUAUUCGGGAUCACCCAGCGAAUGACCUUGCAACGAGUGGCGCUUAUCACAGGCUCUCUCGCUCUUACCUCGAUCGGCGUUUUUGUCAUCCUUGUCGUGACUAGCAUCCUCUGUCAGCCAAGCGGCUUUGCACUGCGGAACAGGGAGCCACUCAACUGA